GUCUCUCUCGUUCUCCUGUGUCUCCCGUCUGUUGGGGGGAAUUUACGAAAUACCGAUAUUGCCCCUGCCUCGCUCUCUCUCGCCUCUCUUUCUUCUUCCUAAACAAACUUCUCUCUCCUCGAGUUGGGAAUGGGACGUGAUGCGAAUUAAUGGCUUCUGCAAAACCCUAGCCGCCAUUACUUGUUCGACCAAACAAGAGUCGCCGUCGAAACCCGCGAAUUCUUCAGUGGAUUUAUUGUGCAAUUGGCGCUACUUUCGGUUGAGUUCCGCUGCUAAUUGCCGUCAAGUGUUGGAGUGCUGAAGAUUUGUUCGUUUGAGGUCAGGAUUAUGGUGGUCUGUCAGGAUUUCAGUGUUUUAUUUGAGAAGAAGCAAUAUUGCUGAAAGCAGAAGUGACAAUCUCUGGAGGCAUAUUUGAACUAUAUAAAAAAGGUUUGGGUGCUAAGUUUGACUAUUGGGGGUAUUAGUGCUUUUCCUUGUCAGGAAUGGCAGAGGACAGCCUACGAAUUGGUGGGCUUUCUUCUGGGUUGGCUGUUAUAUUGAAUGGUGAGGAUAGUAAAGAAGGUUCGUCGAAAUCCCGGCUUGUUUCGAAUUGUGAUGAUUUUGGCCAUCAAUCGGUGGAACGAACUCUAGAAUACAUAUUUGGUCUCCCUAACAAAUCAGUUGGUUCGAUAUCAGAUCAGAUUGACGGCAGUCUAAUCCGUGCAAUUAUAAAGAAUGAGUGCUCGGAAUUUCGUUCAAGUUCCGGCGUCUUGCUUAGAAAUAGAGAUGGGAUUUGUGCUGUUGGUAAUGGUUGUGGACCCCAUAUUAUGGGUCUUGACGAAUCCAGUAUUUGUGGUGAUAUCGGAAUCAUUAGACCACCUUUGCUUGUAGAGAGCUUAGCUAUGUUCAGCAGUGCUAGGGCUAAUGCUUCUGUGUGGAAAGGAAAAUGGAUGUAUGAAGUCAUUUUAGAAACUUCAGGUAUCCAACAGCUAGGAUGGGCAACUCUUUCUUGCCCUUUCACUGACCAUAAGGGUGUGGGUGAUGCUGAUGAUUCAUAUGCAUUUGAUGGUAGGAGAGUUAGGAAAUGGAACAAAGAUGCUGAGCCAUAUGGGCAGUCAUGGGUUGUUGGUGAUGUUAUUGGAUGCUGCAUAGAUUUGGACCAUAAUGAAAUAUCAUUCUACAGGAACGGUGUCUCCCUUGGUGUUGCUUUUCGUGGGAUCCGUAAGAUGGGUCCAGGAUUUGGAUACUUUCCUGCAAUUUCUCUUUCUCAAGGUGAAAGAUGUGAAUUAAAUUUUGGGUCCCGGCCAUUCAAGUAUCCAGUUGAAGGCUAUCUCCCUUUUCAAGCACCUCCAUCUAUAAAUUCUUUUGCUUUUCAUUUGCUUCGUUGCUUGUCAAGGUUGUUGGACAUGCAUUGUAUGGAGCGGGCUGAGCAUUCUUCUUUUGAGAAACUAAGGAGGCUGAAGAGGUUUGUUUCAUUUGAAGAUCUUUUUCACCCUGUUACUCGUGGGAUAUGUGAGGAAUUUUUCCAUGUACUCGAGGCAAAUGCCCAGAGCAUAGAAUACAUAUCUUGGGGUCCGUUUCUGUCAUUCAUGAUGGAAGUCUUUGGAGUGCAAGCACCGCAUGAUUAUUCAAGUUUGGAUAGAAUUCUAGAUGUCUUUCUAGAAUUUCAAGGAUCAAGUUUGUUGUUUGAACACAUAAUAAAUGCCCUUUCCUGUGGAUGUAAAGCAGCUAAGUUGGUCCUAACAGAGUGCCCAUGGUCGGGGUCAUACCCUUAUCUUGCAUUGGCAUGUCAUCUUUUGAGGCGAGAAGAACUAAUGGUGCUCUGGUGGAAGUCAACAGAUUUUGAGUCCCUGUUCGAAGGUUUCCUUUCUCAGAAGGGUCCAAACAAGCAAGACCUUGAGUCCAUGAUACCAUCUGUUUGGUGGCCUGGUUCGUUUGAGGACUUGUCAUAUGAAAAUAGCAUGUCGUUGACAACUACGGCUUUAUCUGAUGCUGUCAGUAAGAUUGAGGAGAAGCAUAGGGACCUUUGUCGCUUGGUGAUACAGUUCAUACCACCUGUGACACCUCCUCAGUUGCCAGGUUCAGUGUUUAGGACAUUUUUGCAAAACCUCUUAUUAAAGAACAGAGGAGCAGAUCGCAAUGUCCCGCCUCCAGGAGUUUCUUGCAAUUCUGUUCUUGUUUCUUUGUACACAGUUCUACUUCAUUUUUUAUCAGAAGGAUUUGGAAUGGGGGACAUCUGUGACUGGUUAAAGAGAUGUGAAAACGGUCGUGAUGUUGGUUUUCUUCAUAGGGGUGGUGAACAGAGUUUUCCAAUUGCCUUGUUCCUAAAAAAUGAUCCCCAUAGAACUGACAUUUCUAGGCUUGGUGGGUCAUUUAAUCAUUUGUCGAAAUUACAUCCUGUGAGUGAUCAAGAUGAUGAAGUAGUUCGAUGGGAGGAAGGCUGUAUGGAUGAUGAAGAAACAAGAGUAACUCAUUUAAGCUCAAAAAAACCAUGCUGUUGCUCAAGUUAUGACGCCGAUUUCGCAAGAAGCAUGAAAGACCCUAUCAGAUACACAAACAAAGGUUCUCGUUCUCAUUGCAGCUCUAUUUCAGAGAGGUCUGCUCAUGUUGCUACGGAAUGCAGUGCUGGAAGUUUAAAUGAUGAAAUAGCAGAUAAACCAAGUUCCAGUGAUCAAUCUGAAUCUGAGUUUGAUUAUCGGCCAGUGCAGCAUAUUUGGUUUGUACCCAGGGAGAGUAACAUCUCGUCAGCUACUUUAAGAGAAGAAGAACUUCUUGAUGUUUUGCUGUUGCUUUAUCACAUAGGUCUUGCGCCAAACUUUAAGCAGGCAUCAUAUUACAUGUCUCACCAGUCACAAUCAAUAUCCCUUCUAGAAGAGGCUGAUAGACAAAUAAGAGAACGAGCAUGCGGUGAGCAAUUAAAGCGUUUGAAAGAAGCUCGUAAUAAUUAUCGGGAAGAAGUUGUUGACUGUGUCAGGCAUUGUGCAUGGUAUCGCAUCUCUCUAUUUUCUCGAUGGAAGCAAAGAGGAAUGUAUGCAACAUGCAUGUGGACUGUACAAUUGCUUCUGGUGCUUAGUAAAGUGGAUUCUGUGUUCCUAUAUAUACCUGAAUACUAUCUGGAAGCUCUGGUUGACUGCUUCCAUGUGUUGCGUAAGGGUGACCCUCCAUUUGUCCCUUCAUCAAUUUUUAUCAAGCAAGGACUUGCUGCCUUUGUCACUUUUGUUGUCACACACUUCAACGAUCCUAGGAUAUCAAGUGCAGAACUUAGGGAUCUUCUGCUUCAAUCUAUCUCAGUCCUGCUACAGUAUAAAGAAUAUCUUGCUGCUUUUGAGAGCAAUGAAGCAGCGACCCAAAGGAUGCCAAAAGCGCUGCUUUCAGCAUUUGAUAACAGAUCCUGGAUCCCAGUAACGAACAUUCUUCUGAGGUUAUGCAAGGGCUCAGGCUUUGGCUCUUCAAAGCAUGGAGAAUCGUCAGUGUCGUCAGUUGUUUUCCAGAGAUUGCUAAGGGAAGCUUGCAUCAAUGAUGAAGGCUUGUUCUCUGCUUUUCUGAAUCGCCUAUUUAACACGCUAAGUUGGACAAUGACUGAAUUCUCAGUUUCUGUUCGGGAAAUGCAAGAAAAAUACCAGGUUUUGGAGUUUCAGCAAAAGAAAUGCAGUUUCAUAUUUGACCUCUCAUGUAAUCUUACAAGGGUUUUGGAAUUCUGUACCCGUGAGAUCCCUCAGGCAUUUUUGAGAGGAACCGAUACAAACCUCCGGAGGUUAACAGAGUUGAUUGUCUUUAUGCUGAAUCACAUAACUUCUGCCGCAGAUGCUGAGUUUUUUGAGCUGUCACUAAGACGACAUGGCCAAUCUUUAGAAAAAGUAAACAGGGGAAUGAUACUGGCACCUCUUGUAGGGAUCAUAUUGAACUUGUUGGAUGCUAGUGAAGAUACGGAGUUCAUAGAAGAGCACAAUGAUGUUGUGGGCAUUUUUGCAAGCAUGGAUUGCCCUGGCAGCGUUCAUUGCGGAUUCCAGCUGCUGUUGGAUUACAACUGGGCUGGGUCUUUUAGAGGGGAUUCUUAUCUUUCAAAACUUGGACAGCUAGAGAAUUUCUUGGCUCUCCUUGUCAGCCGGAGUGAGUAUGAAGUAGUUGGUAGGACAGGUUUUGAGGAAGAAACAGAAAUUGUAGAUGAUAGCAUUUGCUGUAUUUGUUAUGCCUCUGAAGCCGAUGCAAGAUUUGCACCUUGUUCCCACAGGUCUUGUUAUGGAUGUAUAACAAGACAUCUAUUGAAUUGCCAUAGAUGCUUCUUCUGCAACGCGACGGUUCUCGAAGUUGUCAGGAUUGGUGAGAAGGCAGAUUAGAGGACUGCUUUGUAUAUUAGGGUUACCUGCUUAUAAUGUAUACCUCCUUGUUAUGCAUCAUGAGCUGGUUAGUGGCAGAUCUAUCGUUUUCAAUUCGAUCUGAAACUAAUCAGCUUCUGGUCAAAACAAGCCUUAGGAUUGUAAAAUGAUGUGAGACAGAAAAGGAAAAAAAAAAAAAAAAAUUGAGAUCUACUAUUAGAAUUAUAGAAAUACUGUGUAAAUGAGGUUGUUAAGGUUCUAGCAAAAAAAAAAAAAGAGAGAUAGAGAGAGAGAGAGGCUGUUAAGGUUAUGCAGUCAGAAGGAGACUGUAGUGGGAUUUGGUCAAAGAAUUUUGUAGAGAAAGAUAGAGGACAAUUAUUCUGUAAAUACGAGAUGUAAAUGGAAAGGAAAUCCUUUAGUUCUUUCUCACUCCCGUCA
Molecule: messenger RNA, 4733 nt
Organism: Morus notabilis
Lineage: Eukaryota; Viridiplantae; Streptophyta; Magnoliopsida; Rosales; Moraceae
Product: E3 ubiquitin-protein ligase RKP
Exons: 11
Coding region: 483-4316 (1277 amino acids)
Biological process (GO): ubiquitin-dependent protein catabolic process; protein ubiquitination
Cellular component (GO): ubiquitin ligase complex; cytoplasm
Molecular function (GO): protein binding; ubiquitin-ubiquitin ligase activity
Source: RefSeq, a predicted model, not a curated record